Molecule: messenger RNA, 897 nt
Organism: Carlito syrichta (Philippine tarsier)
Lineage: Eukaryota; Metazoa; Chordata; Mammalia; Primates; Tarsiidae
Gene: MYL6B
Product: myosin light chain 6B
Exons: 8
Coding region: 151-774 (207 amino acids)
Cellular component (GO): myosin II complex
Molecular function (GO): calcium ion binding; structural constituent of muscle
Source: RefSeq, a predicted model, not a curated record
ACUCCCGGCAUGCUCGGCGGCCGCCGGAAUUAACCCUUCAGGGCCGGGAGCCUCGCUGCGCCCCGCCCCCGCCCCGCCCCCACCCCAUACUCGGACCCCGCAGGAGAUGGGUGCCCCCAUCGACACACUGUCCUUUGGCCACCGGACAUCAUGCCUCCCAAGAAGGAUGUUCCUGUGAAGAAACCAGCAGGGCCCUCUAUCUCCAAGCCUGCUGCCAAGCCUGCAGCAGGGGCUCCUCCAGCCAAGACCAAACCCGAGCCAGCUGUCACGCAAGCCGCCCAGAAAGCCCAGGAGCCCCCCAUCGAUCUCUCCAAAGUGGUGAUCGAGUUUAACAAGGACCAGCUGGAGGAGUUCAAGGAGGCCUUCGAGCUGUUUGACCGAGUAGGGGAUGGCAAGAUCCUGUACAGCCAGUGUGGGGAUGUGAUGAGGGCCCUGGGCCAGAACCCCACCAACGCCGAGGUGCUCAAGGUCCUGGGGAACCCCAAGAGUGACGAGCUGAAGACCCGGCGUGUGGACUUCGAGACUUUCCUGCCCAUGCUCCAGGCAGUGGCCAAGAACCGGGACCAAGGCUCAUAUGAGGACUACCUGGAGGGGCUUCGUGUGUUUGACAAGGAGGGGAACGGCAAAGUCAUGGGGGCAGAGCUCAGACACGUCCUCACCACGCUGGGAGAGAAGAUGACAGAGGAGGAGGUGGAGACUGUUCUGGCAGGACACGAGGACAGCAAUGGCUGCAUCAACUACGAGGCCUUCCUGAAGCACAUCCUAAGCGUCUGAGCUCUACAGCUGGGGCCUCCACCCCGCCCCACCUUGAAGGUCCAGGGGGGCGGACACGGCCCCCGCGGGCGGAAGCACGUUCCCGCCGCCAGGAGGCCACCUAUGGUUUCAAAAUAAAGACAC